This is a messenger RNA of Sceloporus undulatus (fence lizard), 728 nucleotides long. Its product is annotated as natriuretic peptides A-like. The transcript is spliced from 3 exons. Gene Ontology annotation, biological process: cGMP biosynthetic process; negative regulation of systemic arterial blood pressure; neuropeptide signaling pathway. The record is from RefSeq and is a predicted model, not a curated record. Gene Ontology annotation, molecular function: hormone receptor binding; hormone activity. Lineage: Eukaryota; Metazoa; Chordata; Lepidosauria; Squamata; Phrynosomatidae. The coding region runs from base 68 to 514 and encodes 148 amino acids. Gene Ontology annotation, cellular component: nucleus; extracellular region; cytoplasm.
GAUUCCUCGAAGAAGCAUCGUCUCCGGGAAGCAUCCAUCCUCUCCGUGGGCAACCUGAUCCAACGUCAUGGAAGCCAAGAAGGGUUCAUUUUUCAUCCUCUUCUCUUUGCUCCUCGGCUUCCGGGGUUCGGCGGCCCAUCCGCUCCACAGCCUCAGCCCCGCUAAGGAACUAGCCAGCAUGGAGGCCCUUCUGCAAAGGCUGGAGGAGAAAAUCUCCCUGAUGGAAGAGCUGCAAGACAACCCCGGCUCUGAAGGCCCCAAAGCCCAAAGAGGGGAUGAGAGUGAGUUCAGCGAUGAAGAUGGUGAGGAUGACUUCAACAACCAGCAUCCCCAGCUUGAGCCCAGGUUCAGCUCCAUGCCUUCGGUCACCUCUUUGGGUCGGACCUCACUGUUGAAGCGGAUGGGAGGCCUCCAGGUUGCCAGGAGAAUGAGGGAAUCUGGCUGCUUUGGAGGAAGGCUGGACCGGAUCGGGUCCGUGAGCGGCAUGGGAUGCAAAGGAUCGAGAAGGAAUUAGGAUUGAAUUAGGACUAAACCAUCCUCCCAAUCUCCCUCUUCAUCCCAUCUGGACCUUUCCUUCCGAAGGAUCUCAACAUUCGCUGCCGAUUUCCGAAGACGCUCCAAAACCCGCCUUUCUCAAAAUAUCUCCAGAAACGACCGGAAAACUUCUGCCUAUUUAUUUAUUUAUUAACUUAUUUAUUAAUGACUUGACCUUUUGGUUUAUUGUUUAU